Seriola dumerili (greater amberjack) is the source of this 2246-nucleotide messenger RNA. It is a transcript of the gene cdin1, whose product is annotated as chromosome unknown C15orf41 homolog. The record is from RefSeq and is a predicted model, not a curated record. Gene Ontology annotation, cellular component: nucleus; cytoplasm. The coding region runs from base 80 to 952 and encodes 290 amino acids. Gene Ontology annotation, biological process: erythrocyte differentiation. Lineage: Eukaryota; Metazoa; Chordata; Actinopteri; Carangiformes; Carangidae. The transcript has 12 exons.
CCUAGCGGGAAGCAGCUACCGGGGAACUGUCCACAGGCAGCAGGAAUCAGUGGUAGAUGCAGCAGCUAAUCAAAGGAAGAUGAGACUAUCCCGAGCUGAAUAUAAAGAGAUAGUGAGGUGGACUGAACAACUGAGACCCACACGACAAUGUAUGAAGAUGCUCAAGGAAAGAUUUCCAAAUCACUCGCAGUCCACUCUUCUGAGCAUCUUCUCCCUGGAGUACCAGAAACGAACCAAAAGAACGAUCUCAAGACACCAUGCACCAGAUGUUAUUGAAAGCCACUACCAAAGGUAUCUAAGUGAAGUCAAGGCACAUCCCACUGCUCCCGUCCUGCUGGAGUUGGCCAAUGAGGUGGAUCUGUCUCCUGCACUGAUGGCUCGUAUCAUCCUGGACAGGUUCCUUCAGGACCUGGAGGGUGGAAUGCCCUCUAAAACAGUCGUCAACAGCAUGCUUAAGGAGCCAUCGCUGAUUCCAGACCAGAUUUUGGCCAAUAACAUCUACCAAUGCACAAUAAAUGACUGCUGUUAUGGACCGCUGGUAGACUGCAUCAAACACACUAUUGGCCAAGAGCAUGAGGUGCUACUCUGUGACAAACUGAAGGAGAGGAACCUUUCCUUUCUGGAUGAAAACCAACUGAGAGCAAUGGGCUAUGACAAAACACCUGAUAUCAUCCUGGAGGUUCCAAUUGCCGUGGAGGGACACAUUGUACACUGGAUUGAGAGCAAAGCCUCAUUCGGAGACGACCACAGUCAUCGCACCUAUCUCAAUGAGCAGUUCUGGAGCUACUGGAACAGGUUCGGUCCAGGCCUUGUGAUCUACUGGUACGGUUUCAUAGGAGAGCUGGACUGCCAGAGAGACAGAGGUAUCCUGCUCAAAGACUGCUUCCCUGCAGACAUUGUCACCCUGUGCCAUGCCGCCCAGCAGGACCAACUGCCACAAGAGCCACAAUAAGGACAAAGAGUGAGAAGAGAUGAGAAGUGGAGCAAGAAAACAAAUAAUUAAAGAUAGGAGGAUGAAUGGAAGGAAAGAAAGAGGAAGGCAAGGAGGCGGAAAGGGUAGGAACACUGAACUAUACAGGGGUGGAUACCAAGAUCCGGAAGCAAUUUGGUUUUCCUGCAGUGUGAGACUACUGGCAAAAAAUCUGCCCUGAACUCCACCUGACCCACUGUCUCUGUCUGUCUCUCCCUUUCUUCCUCUCUUUCAAUGCCCCAAAGCCACCACAUGUAAAUACACACCAGCACUCUGUAUAUCUGACAGCACAGGGUCAGAUUCAUACCUGCAUAUGAAAACACACUCUUGGAGGCUUUCCUGGUUGUGGUCAGCUCGUGGCCCCUGGAUGGCCUCUUGCAAUGGACAGCCAGGGUGAGAGCCGGCGACCAAAGCAGGACAUAAGGCCCUUCCUUAUCACACCCAAAGCCCUGGCCUUUGUCACUCUUUCCUCCUCAGUUACACAGGCAGAUAAGCGAGGUGCGGUCCGGGUAGACGCCUGUCUCUCACCUGCGUCACUCAGUGCCCUCUCACUGCCUCUCCAGGGGGGUGAACAGGAUCAUUCCUGAUUAAAGCUGGCCUCACUCUGACCCUUUUCACUUCACAUUAGAAAAUUUGUCGAGGAUCGAAGCAAGGGCUCACACCACAACUAAAUUUCAUCACAUGUUUAUUAUCAACACAUUGCAUCCACUUAUUUUAUGUGAAUUAUCCUACAUAACUAUAAUUAAGUAGCUGUAAAUUAAAUCUUCGCAUUUGUAACACAGCUCCCGCAAACCUCAUGUGCCAACAGUUCUCCUCGGCGUGUUUGCAUGGUGUUGAAUGUGGGAAACAUUUCAGAUAUUUUAGAUCAUACUUUACAGUCUGUGCUGCAGUUAAGGAUUUGCUUAAUCGUCAGCCAACUAAACAUUACAAAAAAUGGCCAAAGAAAAGAAUCACAUAUGAGAAGCUUCACAAAUCAAAAUGAUUAAUUGGCUUUCAAAAUUCUUGGCGAUUAAUUUUGUGUCUAUCAAUGGAUCGAUUAAGUGACUAAUUGUGAUCAUAGUUCACGUAGUUAUUUAUAAACCUAGUCUGUAAUGAACAGCUGUGUUACCUAAUGUACACAGGGAUUAAGGCAUCUGUUGAGCCAAAGAGUUAAUGUUACAGUCAAAUAAAUUUCAAAUCAAUUAUCUCUGUAUCACCUUCAUGCACUGUAGGAUCGCCAGUUGUGUUCUAUCCCACAUUUUACAUGGUGAACAUUUAAAAGAAAAUUUCUGUUGUA